AUGAACGAGGAAGAAGAUCAACAACCAGCAAAGAGGAGAAGGAUCAGGGAAAAGGUGCCCUUCCAGCCGGGGUUUUUGAAAAAAAUAAAGGUUUGGAACUUCACAACUUACUCAUACUCAGAGUUUGUGUUGUCCCCCACCCUCAAUAUGAUUAUAGGUCCGAACGGGAGUGGUAAAUCGACUUUGGUUGCAGCUAUAUGCAUUGGGCUUGCAGGGAAGAUUGACUUAAUCAAGCGCAAAAAUUUAAAAUCGAUGAUUAAAACGGGUCAUGAUAGAGCUGUUGUAGAAAUCACAGUAGAGAAUGUUGCUGGCAAACCACCCAUUGUGAUUAAAAGAGACUUUUCCGCAAAAGAUUCGGUGUGGACUGUCAAUAAUAAGAAAAGCACUGAAAAUGCAGUGAAGGAGUUGAGACGCAAAUUCAAUAUUCAACUAGACAACCUUUGUCAUUUCUUGCCGCAAGAGAGGGUCGCGGAAUUUGCCGCCAUGUCCCCCGAGAAAUUAUUGAUGGAGACAGAAAGAACUUUGAAGGAUGGACAAUUACUAGCGUUACACGAGGACUUGAUAGACAAGGACACAACAAGUCAGCAAUAUCAGAAACAGAUAGACGCUUUAAACCAAAGAUUGGAACAAUUAAUCUCCCAGAGAUCUCAAUUAGAAGAGGAGGUUCAAAAAUUGCAAGAGUACGACAAUAAGGCUAAAGAAAUUGAAAAUCACCGUGCUUUGUUGCCUUACGCAAAGUACAAUGACUUGAAGAAACAACGAGCAGAAUUGAGGGAAAAUCUAGAGCAAGCGAAAGCUAGGUAUAGCUCCUUUGAUAAGAACUUUGACCCAUUGAGGGGUGAUGUUUCUCUUCUUGAAGAUGAAAUAGAACUUGAGAAACGGGAACUCCAGGAAAUUACAAAAGAACGAGAGGGUGUGUUGAUUGAAAUUGGCCGAUACAAGCACGGUGUAACUAAAGUCCAAGAUAGUAUUUCCGACCUGUCGGCCGCUUUAAAAAGCUAUAGAGCCAAAUCAGAACUGAAGAAACGGGAAUUGGAGGAAGUGAGAAAAGAGUUGGCAAACUUGACCAAUCAACUUGAGAACUUUGAAAAGGUGGAUAAAGAACAACUACAAAUAUUAAAUAACAAAUAUGCUGAGGCAAGAGCCAAAUUGCGUGAAACGGAAGAAAAACUUCGGGAUGAAAACAACCAGACAGGAGAUUUACGAUCAGACUUGAAUACUUUAGCACGCAAUGUGCAACGUGAAGAAUCAAAAUUACAAGGCAAUGAUAAACUAGAGUUGUUAUUAUCGGCAGCUCAAGGAAAAAGCUACCGUCUUCGUGAUGAGUCUUUUAAAGCGCAUCGAAAACUUCGGGCUACUACUGACCUUAACUUGACAUACUUUGAGGCCCCUAUUAUAUCUUGUAAUGUUUCUGACAAAUCGAUUGCACCAGCAAUGGAAAAAAUCAUAGAUAACAACACUUUAUUCGCAUUAACAACUACCACUCGGGAAGGGUAUGAUAAGCUAGGCAAGUUUUCUAAAGAAACAAGGUUAAAUAUUCCACUUAGAAUGGUUGAAAAUAAUGAAUUGCCGCGACCACGCUAUUCAAAGGAAGAACUUAGGUCAUUUGGAUUUGAUGGCUAUUUGUCAGACUUCAUAGUUGGUCCAAAAGAGGUACUAAGCAUGCUUUACAGUACCUCUAAAAUAAAUACUAUACCGGUAACGAAGAACCAAUUGAGUCCGCAGCAGGUUGAUAAGUUGACAAAGUCGUCGGAUGUCCCUUUCAAAAAAUUUGUUGCAGGUGACACGUUGUUCAACAUCCGUACCUCGAAAUAUGGUUCUAAACAAGUAUACUAUGAGUCUGAAAAGUUUGGAAAAUCACAGUUCUUUUCCGUAUCUGGUAUCUCAGAGCAAGAUAAACAAAGAAUAAACAGUAAUAUACAAAGAUUCAACCAAGAAAUUUCAGAAAAGAGGCAAGUAUAUCAGAACCACAAAGCUGAGAUUGAGCAGUACACUUCUGACAUUCGUUCUAUUAGAUAUGAGAUGUCUGAAAUUAAGAAUGAGCAGCAGAAAAUUCAACUGAUGACGACAGAGUUAACAAGCUUAGAGACAAAGAUUAGCUCGAAGAAAGAAAAAGAGAAGAAGUUAGAAGAGGACUCCAACAAAGAUUACUCGCGUAGAGUUAAACACUACGAACACAAAAUUGCAGAAUUGUACGGCGAGUUGGCUCAAAAGUCGAUGGAAUUAAGUCAGCUUCAAACCAAACUUUCUGAUACCCAGAUCAAAUGUAAAUUCCAGGAACUUGCUUUGACGACGUUGAGAAAUAAAUUGGCAUCUGCCCAUUCCUUGAUGGAAUCCCUUAAACUGAUAAAGGACGAGCUAGCAAAUGAUGUCAGAAAAUACAAGAGGGACUACGAUCAAAUCAAAGAUUCCCCGGAGUAUAAAGAGUAUAAAGAGAAACAACUGUCGUUGACUGAAGAAGAAAGAGCCCAUAUUGCUGAAUUUGCCAAAGUUUAUCUAGAGAAUGACACGUUUACGGAGCACACCAUACGAAGCAAAAUCAGUCACUUGGAAGAGGAUUUGUCAGUUAUGUCAGUUGGUGACAAGGGAUCUAUUACUUCGUUGCGGGCGAAGGUGCAGGACAUUGAACGUGCAGAAACUGAUUUACCCAGACUUGAAGCUGAAAAGCGCGCUUUGGACGAACGUAUCAGAACUAUAUCAACUGAGUGGGACCGUGACUUGACAAGGUUUGUGGAACAGAUUUCUGUGGCUUUUAGUAGACGGUUUUCUAAAGUUGCCAGUGAAGGGCGAGUAGAGUUGGCAAAAGCUGAUAGAUUUAAAGAUUGGAAAUUGCAGAUUAUGGUGAAAUUUAGACAUGAAUCGGAGUUGAAAGUGUUGGAUAAUCAAUCACAGUCUGGUGGGGAGCGAGCUGUCUCUACGAUAUUCUAUAUUAUGUCCUUGCAAGGGCUUACUCAUGCCCCCUUUAGGAUUGUUGAUGAGAUCAAUCAAGGUAUGGAUCCUAAAAAUGAGCAAAUGGCCCAUAGAUAUCUCGUUCACACUGCGUGCCAGAAUAACAAGUCUCAAUACUUUCUAGUUACACCAAAAUUAUUGACCGGUUUGUAUUACCACCCUGAUAUGGUUGUCCACUGUAUCUUUACUGGUCCAAUGAUUGAGGAGAACGAUGAUCGACGUGAUACUGGGUUUUUGGAUUACGUCAAUAGGAUGGUUCCUGUUUAA
Lodderomyces margitis is the source of this 3216-nucleotide messenger RNA. RefSeq names its product DNA repair ATPase (gene SMC5). Gene Ontology annotation, cellular component: Smc5-Smc6 complex. The transcript has a single exon. NCBI's taxonomy places the organism in Eukaryota, Fungi, Ascomycota, Pichiomycetes, Serinales, Debaryomycetaceae. Gene Ontology annotation, molecular function: ATP hydrolysis activity; ATP binding. The record is from RefSeq and is a predicted model, not a curated record. Gene Ontology annotation, biological process: double-strand break repair via homologous recombination. Bases 1 to 3216 code for a protein of 1071 amino acids.